Molecule: messenger RNA, 1065 nt
Organism: Arachis stenosperma
Lineage: Eukaryota; Viridiplantae; Streptophyta; Magnoliopsida; Fabales; Fabaceae
Product: receptor-like protein EIX2
Exons: 1
Coding region: 1-1065 (354 amino acids)
Molecular function (GO): protein binding
Source: RefSeq, a predicted model, not a curated record
AUGGGCUCCCUUAACAAAUUGAAAGCUUUGGUCUUAAGAAACAAUAGUUUGAUGGGAGAAGUACCUUCUAGUUUGAAGAAUUGCACCAAUUUGUUUGUGUUAGAUGUGGCUAAAAGUUUGUUGUCUGGGCCAAUUCUCUCUUGGAUUGGUGACAGCUUCCAACAAUUGAUUCUCUCGAGCAUGUCAGAAAAUCACUUUUCUGGAAAUCUUUCUAUGCAUCUCUAUUAUUUAAAGCACAUACAAGUGUUAGAUCUUUCAUGGAAUAACCUAUCAAAUGGAAUUCCAACAUUCAUCAAGAAUUUCACUUCAAUAUCCAAAAAAAGCAUUAACAUAACUGAAACUGGGAGUUGUACAGAUAUGAAUACUAUUUAUGAUUAUUACAAAAAUACCUUUUAUCUUGAUCGGUACAUAGUUAACAUAACUUUAAUGUGGAAAGGUGUGGAAAACUGGUUCAAGGAUCUAGAGUUUGGUGUUAAGGCCAUUGAUCUCUCAGGUAAUCAGUUAACCAGUGAAAUUCCAAAAGAGAUCGAAUAUUUGGUUGGAUUAAAUGAACUGAAUUUAUCAAGAAACAAUCUAAAAGGAGAGAUUCCUUCAGAAAUUGGAAAUCUAAAUUCUCUGGAUUCCCUUGACCUAUCAAGAAAUGAUUUGUGUGGUAGAAUUCCUUCAAGUCUGUCCCAAAUUGAUGGGAUUGGUGUGUUAGACUUGUCAUACAACAAUCUGUCUGGAAGAAUUCUAUCAGGGAGACACAUGGAUACCUUUAGAGCCUUUUUCUUUGAAGGAAAUCCUAAUCUGUGUGGUGAGCAACUACACAAAACCUGUCCAGAAGACAUAACACUAACAAAGCCACAAGAACCAAUAACACAUGAUGAUGCAGAUGACAAUUCAGAUUUUUAUGAAGCAUCAUACAUGAGCUUGGGUUUUGGAUUUUUCACGGGCUUUUGUGGCCUUUUAGGGCCAUUACUGUUUUGGAGGCCUUGGAGAAUUGCUUAUCUCAGAUUCUUGAACAAAUGGGCAGACUACAUAUAUGUAAUUGUGGCAUUAAAGAUGUGUAGGUUCCACAAGUGA